AUGCUCUUGACGACAAUCGAUGGCGAAGAAGAUCUACGGAUUCACAAUAUUUCAAUACUGCCAUCUGAUCAAUGCGCGACAGAGGAACAACGGGCAGCUAAAUGUUGUUGUGGUGAUGGAUUCUUUUUCGACUUUCCGAGGAAAAGAUGUGAAGUUUCGCUAAAUGUGGGCUUUAUGUUCGGUGGGCUGAACAACAGUUGGUCGCAUGUAGUCGUCUAUGGAUUCGCAUAUCCGAUACUUAUGAUUUCACUGAUCGCACCUUUAUGUGCCGUGAUGCUGGGAAUGCGAAAGCGCGAGAAGCGCGAAGGUGAUCGCAGAUAUCCUAAUCCACUUCAUCAAAUGAUUUGGUUACUGGCAUUCUGUGGAUGGAUAAGCGUCUUGUCACCACUACCAUUUACUUUUUGGUACUACAUUCUUGGAGAAGGAACGAGAUCUCUUAACCAAUCCAUCGUUAUGUGUCAUGUCUUCCGAACAACAAUGGAAGCAAUUCCGCACACCAUUGACACUAUGAUGACAUUGUUCAGUGUACUGCUGGCAGCUGCAAGGUUCUUGACACAGUACCACCGAAGCACAUUGAAGGUUCGUACCGUUGAACGCUUCUCCAGGGCGAUAUGGUUGAUCAUAAUCGUAUGCGUUACUAUUGGACUUCUACGAUUUUUCGAACAUGACACCACAGUCUAUCAAUUCUGUAUGGACACAGAACCUACGCCUCAGUGGGCAACACGCUGUAUGAUACGAGACGGAGCCCUCAUGAAUAUUUUGACGCGAACGUUUUGGAAAAUUUUUCUACCAUUAUUGGACUUUGUUGUACAGUUUAUAAUACCGGGUUGUUUGCUUGCUCUUCUACACGUCGGUUUCAUAAGAGAACCAGAAAUCGACAUUGGAAUGAUAACAAAGCAUAAUCGGUUCGGUCGGACGCCAAGAGAUCAAACUCGUAUUCUAGUUGCAACAGUAACUAUUGCCUUUCUUGCAGUACAAGUACCGACUGCUUUCAUCACCACUCUAAGCCUCACAAUUAAUCACUUUCAAAACAACAAUGCUCUGAUGAUUCUCGCCUUUGUGAUUGGUCAUCUUCAACCGCUGAUUUCAAUUACAACUAUUGCCGCUAACUCUUCUGCACUGCUAACAGCAUAUUAUGUGAUUGUCAAGGUAUGCUCAUUGUAUAGAAUCCAAGGAACACAAAUCCAGUACAGAACUCCACUCUUCGUUUUUGGAUGGUUAUGA
This is a messenger RNA of Angiostrongylus costaricensis, 1224 nucleotides long. The record is from the annotation of a GenBank genome assembly. NCBI's taxonomy places the organism in Eukaryota, Metazoa, Nematoda, Chromadorea, Rhabditida, Metastrongylidae.